AUGAAGAGCCUCACUCUACCCACCCUGCUCCUGCUCUUCAGCAAAUUGAGCACAGCAGCCGACCUCCAAGAUGAGCCUCAACUCUUCUCAAAUGUCUCUGUCCUCCACCUGGCUUCCGAAAGAAUCCUCUCAACUCGAGACCUAGGACUCGGGUCUGACUUGAAUAUCCUCAACAACCGUGCUUACGAAUGCCGCGCCGGCUACAGCGAAUGCCCUAACGACACAUCAAAAUGCUGCAAAACCGGAAAAUCAUGCUGCAGCGGCACCAACUACUGCGCUGAUCCAGGAGAAACCUGUUGCUCAGACUACGGGACCUGUCCUAGCGGAUGGAAAUGUUGCAGUGGCACUGGCUGCGCGCCGACGGACGGAGAAUGCUGUACCGGGGGCUAUUAUUGUCGGGCUGGGAAGCAAUGUCGGAUUUGGAAAGGUGUUCAUGUUUGUUGUCCCUCUACUGGUUGUGUUGGUGAGUUUGAUACUGGCGAUGAUGUGGGCACUGUUGGGGGCUCUGAGGCUACGGAGACGGAGACUGAGACGGCGACUGUUACGAGUGCUUAUACGACGGCUGCGCCUACGGUUACGUAUCUUGAUUAUGAUUAUUAUUAUACGACUGUCUACUGGACGUAUUGGUUCUAUUUCUGGACUUCUAUCUCGCCUUACACUGUCCGGACGGUUACUUCGACUACCACGACUACCUAUACUAUCUGGUCGGUGUAUAUGACAGAUAGUGAUGAGGCGACUGCCUCACUGUCGUCGAGGUCUGCAAGAUAUACCUUCUCUGCACCGUAUUCGGCUACUUCUUUGAAGAGUUCGUCGGAGCCUGUCACUCUGUCAACGGCUGAUGCUACCCCGAGUGCCACGUCCAUUAGUUCAGGUGGCAAUAGUGGAUCUGGCUCGGGUGUGACAUCUGCGUUCGGUGGUUCUGCGGCUAGUGUGAGUGUUAGUGCCACUGGAGUCAUGGCUGCUGUCCUGGCUGCUGCUAUUGGCGGGUUGGCUUUUGGACUGUGA
Penicillium canescens is the source of this 1005-nucleotide messenger RNA. RefSeq lists its product as uncharacterized. The record is from RefSeq and is a predicted model, not a curated record. Bases 1 to 1005 code for a protein of 334 amino acids. The transcript is spliced from 2 exons. NCBI's taxonomy places the organism in Eukaryota, Fungi, Ascomycota, Eurotiomycetes, Eurotiales, Aspergillaceae.